Messenger RNA from Clonostachys rhizophaga, 1341 nucleotides. The record is from the annotation of a GenBank genome assembly. Lineage: Eukaryota; Fungi; Ascomycota; Sordariomycetes; Hypocreales; Bionectriaceae.
AUGGCCUCCGCGCUCUUCUUCCUUGACCUGAAGGGCAAGACCCUACUUGCUCGCAACUACCGAGGUGAUAUCCCCAUGUCCGCCGUCGAAAAGUUCCCCGUCCUCCUAUCAGAAGCCGAAGAGGAGUCCUCCGCAGUCCCACCAUGUUUCUCUCACGAAGGCAUCAACUAUCUUUACAUCCGACAUAACAACCUCUACGUCCUCGCCCUCACAAAACGCAAUACCAAUGCCGCCGAAAUUCUACUCUUCCUCCACAAGGUUGUCGAAGUAUUCACAGAGUACUUCAAGGUCCUCGAAGAAGAAUCCAUCCGCGACAACUUUGUCAUUAUUUACGAGCUUCUCGAUGAGAUGAUGGACUUCGGCUACCCGCAAACUACCGAAUCUAAGAUCCUUCAGGAGUACAUCACACAAGAGUCCCACAAGCUGGAGAUCGCCCGCCCUCCAAUUGCCGUCACAAACGCCGUCUCCUGGCGUUCAGAAGGAAUUCGAUACCGCAAGAACGAAGUCUUCCUCGAUGUCGUCGAAAGUCUCAACCUGCUCGUCUCCGCCAACGGCAACGUGCUGCGAUCCGAGAUUCUCGGUGCCAUCAAGAUGAAAUGCUACCUCAGUGGUAUGCCCGAGCUCCGUCUUGGUCUCAAUGACAAGGUCAUGUUCGAGACCACAGGCAGGAGCACUCGUGGCAAGGCCAUCGAGAUGGAAGAUGUCAAGUUCCACCAGUGUGUCCGUCUCUCUCGCUUCGAAAACGACCGCACGAUCUCAUUCAUUCCUCCCGAUGGCGAGUUCGAGCUCAUGUCCUACCGUCUGAACACACAGGUCAAGCCUCUGAUCUGGGUCGAGUGCGUGGUCGAAUCUCACUCGGGAUCUCGCGUCGAAUACAUGCUCAAAGCCAAGGCCCAAUUCAAGCGCCGGUCUACCGCAAAUAACGUCGAGAUUAUUGUCCCUGUUCCCGAAGAUGCCGACUCUCCUCGAUUCCGAACGAACAUCGGUUCUGUCCACUACGCCCCCGAGCAGAGCGCCAUCGUCUGGAAGAUUAAACAGUUUGGUGGCAACAAGGAGUUCCUCAUGCGCGCCGAGCUCGGCCUCCCCAGUGUUCGAGGCGAUGACGAGACUGGUGGUGGUAUGACCGGUGGAUUUGGUGGUAGUAUGGGUGGUGUUGGCGGUGGCAAGGCCGGCAAGCGGCCGAUCCAGGUCAAAUUCGAGAUCCCGUAUUUCACAACCAGUGGUAUCCAAGUUCGAUAUCUCAAGAUUACAGAGCCCAAGCUUCAAUACCCGUCGCUGCCCUGGGUGCGCUACAUUACACAAUCCGGCGACAUCGCCGUCCGUCUACCAGACGUUGUCUGA